Messenger RNA from Abrus precatorius (Indian licorice), 3055 nucleotides. Its product is annotated as homeobox-leucine zipper protein HDG5. Gene Ontology annotation, molecular function: DNA-binding transcription factor activity, RNA polymerase II-specific; lipid binding; DNA binding. Bases 260 to 2614 code for a protein of 784 amino acids. The record is from RefSeq and is a predicted model, not a curated record. Gene Ontology annotation, biological process: regulation of DNA-templated transcription. NCBI's taxonomy places the organism in Eukaryota, Viridiplantae, Streptophyta, Magnoliopsida, Fabales, Fabaceae. The transcript has 12 exons.
AGAGCAACAAAGCCACUAGGACAAGGAGAGGGAGGGAGGGAGAGGGACCCUUCUCUAUCCGUGCGUGCGUGUCAACUCAACUCAACUAAGAUCAUCCAAAUCCAUAUUCUUCCCUUCAUUUUCAAAACCACUUCCUCACAUUGCUCCUCCUGAGACAGGUUGGGUUCAACUGAAGUAGACUUCUCUCUCAGCACAUAAAAAAACACACAAAGUGUGGUAAUACAAGUGAAGUGUGGUUUUGGAGAACAAGAAGGCAAGUAUGUAUGGGGAUUGCCAAGUUAUGUCAACUAUGGGAGGGAACGUAGUAGUAAACUCAGAUACCCUCUUCUCUUCCUCGAUCCAGAACUCUAACUUCAACUUCAUCCCUACCAUGCCUUUUCAGCCUUUUCCUACCAUGAAAGAAGAAGAUGGGAUCUUGCGAGGGAAGGAAGAGAUGGAUAGUGGGUCAGGUAGUGAACAUGUUGAAGACAAGUCAGGGAAUGAGCAAGAGAGUGAACAACCUACAAAGAAGAAACGUUAUCAUAGGCACACUGCACGCCAGAUCCAAGAAAUGGAAGCUUUGUUCAAGGAAUGUCCACACCCGGAUGAUAAGCAGAGGUUGAAACUGAGCCAUGAACUGGGCCUGAAACCGCGCCAGGUUAAGUUCUGGUUUCAGAAUCGCCGAACCCAGAUGAAGGCACAACAAGAUCGGGCAGAUAAUGUGAUACUUAGAGCCGAGAACGAGACUCUAAAGAAUGAGAACUAUCGGUUACAAGCAGCGCUACGUAAUAUUAUCUGUCCCAACUGUGGUGGCCCAUGCAUAAUGGGCGCUGAUCUGGGCUUGGAUGAACAACAGCUUCGCCUUGAAAAUGCCCGGUUAAGAGAAGAGUUAGAACGUGUUUGUUGUCUCACUUCAAGAUAUACUGGUCGUCCAAUCCAAACAAUGACAGCAGCACCUACUCUCAUGGCUCCAUCAUUGGAUUUGGACAUGAACAUAUACCCACGUCACUUUACGGAUCCUCUUGCUCAUUGUGCUGAAAUGAUUCCUGUGCCAAUGUUACCUCCCGAAGCUUCACCAUUUGCAGAGGAUGGUGUCUUAAUGGAAGAAGAAAAGUCUCUGGCCUUGGAGCUUGCAGCAUCUUCCAUGGCUGAGCUUGUGAAGAUGUGUCAGACAAACGAGCCACUUUGGAUCCGAAGCAGCGAAAAUGAAAGGGAAGUGCUUAAUUUUGAUGAACACGCAAGGCUUUUCUCAUGGCCUCUGAAUCUCAAGCACCGAAGUGAACUAAGGACAGAAGCUAGCCGUGACACUGCUGUGGUUAUAAUGAAUAGUGUCACUCUUGUUGAUGCUUUCCUUGAUCCUCAAAAAUGGAUGGAGUUGUUUCCUACAAUCGUUUCUAGAGCAAAAAUUGUCCAAAUUAUAUCUUCUGGCGCUUCUGGUCAUGCAAGCGGGACUCUUCAGCUGAUGUACGCAGAGUUUCAAGUUCUUUCUCCUUUGGUGUCAACUCGCGAGACUCAUUUUCUUCGGUAUUGUCAACAAAAUGCUGAGGAGGGAACCUGGGCCAUUGUUGAUUUUCCUGUUGAUACCUUUCACCAUAAUUUUCACCCUUCUUAUCCUAGAUACUAUAGGAGGUCCUCUGGCUGUGUGAUUCAAGAUAUGCCAAAUGGGUAUUCAAGGGUAACUUGGGUUGAGCAUGCAAAAGUAGAAGAGAAACCAGUGCAUCAGAUAUUCUGCAACUAUGUCUACAAUGGAAUGGCAUUUGGAGCACGUCGCUGGUUAGGGGUUUUGCAAAGACAAUGCGAGAGGGUCGCCAGCCUCAUGGCCAGAAACAUAUCAGAUCUUGGAGUGAUACCUUCACCAGAAGCACGAAAGAACUUGAUGAAACUAGCACAAAGAAUGAUAAAAACGUUUAGCCUUAACAUGAGCACUUCGGGGGGUCAAUCGUGGACGGCUAUAUCAGAUUCACCUGAAGACACUGUUAGAAUCACAACUAGGAAAAUCACAGAGCCUGGCCAACCUAAUGGUGUGAUUCUAAGUGCAGUUUCAACCACUUGGCUUCCCUAUUCUCAUACCAAAGUCUUUGAUCUCCUCAGGGACGAACGCCACAGAUCUCAGAUGGAUGCUCUUUCCAACGGCAACUCAUUGAAUGAAGUGGCUCAUAUUGCAAAUGGCUCACAUCCAGGAAACUGCAUUUCCCUUCUUCGCAUAAAUGUAGCCAGCAACUCAUCCCAAAACGUAGAGCUAAUGUUGCAAGAGAGUUGCACCGAUCAGUGUGGAAGCUUAGUAGUGUACACCACCAUCGAUGUGGAUUCGAUCCAGCUAGCGAUGAGUGGGGAGGAUCCAUCAUGCAUUGCCCUUCUUCCACAAGGGUUCAUGAUAGUCCCAAUGGUAUCAUCAUCAGGGAAUGAUGAUGCCAAUUCAUCUGCCAAUUCAGGUUGCCUUCUAACCAUGGGUCUCCAAGUUCUCGCAAGCACAAUCCCUUCUGCAAAACUCAACCUUUCAAGCGUUACGGCCAUCAACAACCACCUUUGCAACACCUUGCACCAAAUCGAAGCUUCCCUUUCUAGCUGCCAUGAGAAUGGAACUUUUGUUGGGUCUUGCACUGAACCCACCACUAGUGCUCCCUCAAAGCAAUGAAAAAAAGUCACUAAAAUACUGGAUGCAUGUGUUGGAACUUUAAGUGUGCAUGGAUUGAGGGGUAGUAGGAAGAAAAAAAAGGGAAACAAAUAAAGAUGGAUUUGAGUAGGUAGGGAAGUGCAUGUGUUGGAAAAUGAAGUUGUGUGACAUUAGUGGACGUGUGUGUUUAGUUAAUUUGUAUGGGAGUGAUGAGGGUGUGGUAACAUAUAGUACUAUAAUUGAGGAACAAUGUGGAAUGGCAUUUUAUGUGUGUUGAGGAGUAGAGGGACUGAGGGAGUCAAGAGCGCACCAGAUAGUACCCUCACUAGUUAGUAAGGGUGGUGUGGUUCGGGAAUUGACUCCUGCUUCUAUGUCAGCCUCUACUGUGUUCAUUUCAAUGAUUAUCAUCAUCAUUCAACUUAAUUCAAGUUUUUAUUUUUUGUUAAUCUCAUUGUCGUUUUC